Molecule: messenger RNA, 1572 nt
Organism: Rattus rattus (black rat)
Lineage: Eukaryota; Metazoa; Chordata; Mammalia; Rodentia; Muridae
Product: UDP-glucuronosyltransferase 3A2-like
Exons: 7
Coding region: 1-1572 (523 amino acids)
Molecular function (GO): UDP-glycosyltransferase activity
Source: RefSeq, a predicted model, not a curated record
AUGGCCGCACAUCGGAGUUGGCUUCUAGUGAGCUUCUUUCUCCUUGAGGUUCUUCUCUUGGAAGCUGCAAAAAUCCUGACUAUAUCUACACUGAGUGGAAGCCAUUAUAUAGUGAUGAACCGUGUGUCGGAAAUUCUUCAUGGUGGUGGCCACAAUGUGACCAAACUUCUUUAUGGAACGACUCAUUUACCAGGUUUUGGAAAGGAAAAACCACCAUACCGGGUUAUAAAUUGGUAUCUCCCUGAAGAUCAGCAAAAGAAAAUUGAUAAUAAUCUGCUUCUCCUUUCGGAAGAAUUAGCUUUGGGCAGGUUCGAACAUCACACCAUUGUAAAGAUUCAUCGGCACUUUGGGGACUUGUGCAAUCACUUAUUAAGCAGAAAGGACAUCAUGGAAUUCUUAAAAAAUGCGAACUUUGACCUAGUACUUUUUGAGUCAAUAGACUAUUGUUCUUCACUGAUUGUUGAAAAGCUUGGGAAACAAUUCGUGUUAUUUCUUGCCUUUCAACUUGGCUUUAUGGACUUCGAGUUACAAAGAGUCCCCUUGUCCUAUGUUCCAGUGUAUGGUUCUGGUCUAACUGACCGAAUGGACUUCUGGGGCCGAGUGAAGAACUUCCUGAUGUUCUUUGAUUUAUCCAGGAAGCAAAGGGAAAUACUUUCUCAAUAUGACAGUACCAUCCAGGAGCAUUUUGCAGAAGGCUCUCGGCCAGUUUUGUCUGACCUUUUACUGAAAGCUGAGCUGUGGUUUGUUAACUGUGACUUUGCCUUUGAAUUUGCUCGUCCUCUGUUUCCCAAUAUUGUCUAUGUGGGAGGCUUACUGGACAAACCUGUUCAGCCAAUACCCCAAGACUUGGAGAAUUUUAUCACUCUGUUUGGAGACUCAGGUUUUGUCCUUGUGGCCCUGGGCACCAUAGCGAUCAAGUUUCAGACCAAGGAAAUUAUUAAGGAGAUGAACAACGCCUUUGCUCACCUCCCUCAGGGGGUGAUAUGGGCAUGUAAGGACUCUCAUUGGCCUAAAGAUGUCACAUUGGCCCCAAAUGUCAAAAUCAUGGAUUGGCUUCCACAAACUGACCUUCUGGCUCACCCUAGCAUUCGUCUGUUUGUCACCCAUGGGGGAAUGAACAGUGUAAAUGAGGCCAUCCAGCACGGCGUACCCAUGGUGGGGAUUCCAUUUUUCUUUGACCAACCCGAAAACAUGAUCCGAGUAGAAGCAAAGACCAUUGGUGUUUCUAUUCAGAUACAGACGCUCAAGGCAGAGACGUUUGCGCGCACAAUGAAAGAAGUCAUAGAAGACAAGAGGUACAAGUCUGCAGCAAUGGCCUCCAAGAUUAUCAGGCACUCCCACCCACUGACCCCUUCCCAGAGACUUGUGGGCUGGAUAGAUCACAUUUUGCAGACAGGGGGUGCAGCACAUCUCAAGCCCUAUGCCUUCCAGCAGCCAUGGCAUGAGCAGUAUCUGCUGGAUGUAUUCCUCUUUCUGCUAGGGCUCACUCUGGGCACCGUGUGGCUUUGUGUAAAGAUUCUUGGUGCUGUGAUCAGGUAUCUGAGUGGAGCGAGGAAGGUAAAGCAGACAUAA